AGGAGCGAGGGAUCCAAUCCGGUUAAAGCUAGUUCUGGUACUGGUUGGACCUUAAAUACAACGUUAACACACUUUCCCUGGAGGUGUAGGGUUGAGGUGUACGUUUGACCCGGAGUGUUUCUAGUUUUAUCAGACGUAAAAGGUUGCAUUAUCUCUUUAGCUGUCUCGCCUAAAGAAAAGCAGAAUGGGAAGAAAAAAGGCAACUUCUGAUGCAGAUGCAGCUGCAGAGCCAAGACGAAAGUCCCAAAGGUUGUCAGAGAAAGAGACCCAGGAAAAGCCACAGCCAGAGAAGACAAAGGCCCCUCCGAAGACCAAGAAGGUAAAGGAGCCUGCAAAGGCCAAGGCAGAGGAGAAGAAAGAGGCCCAGGCAGAGAAAGAAGUUCCUGCAGAAAACGGAGAAGCCAAAGCUGAGGAGGCCACAGCAGCAGAUGAUCAGGCAGAUCAAAAGGAAGACGAGGCUGAAGAGGAGAAAGAGGCAGAGUAGUGGAGCUGAUUACCUGUACUCCUUUUUGUUAAAUGCAGAGAAUAUUUUUAUCAGCUAUUUUCUUAAGACGGCAUUGUUUUUAAGGAUGUGAUUGCAUUUUAAAAUACUUUAACAUCUGUUAACUUUCCAAGGCUUUUGUGAAGGGAACGUCUGUCAUUGGAUUGAUGGUUUUUUGUGGCAUCAUGCUUGUUUCAGGAGUGGGAGAGUAAUUAGAGGGACCCUAUCACCGGUACCAUUCUCAAUAUGCUGUGAGUGGGAUCGUGCUCUGGAAGUUGAGGCAUUAUUGUGUUUGUGAACUUUGGUGCACAGCCUUUCACUUUCAUGUUUGUUUUUUCCAUGAGAGAUGAAUGUUUUUAAUUUUCUGAUACCCCUGGUGCUUUUCUGGUACUUGUGGUACAGCAGUGAAAAAUGUUGAGACAUUACAGUUAGUUGUUUAUCCUGUUAGGAUGUCUUUGUGGUUUUGGGAUUUUCUCUUUUCAAAUGCAUUUAUGUUAUGGAUGGUAUAAAAUGCCAAUUAAAGGGGUUGUUUCUGUAAA
This is a messenger RNA of Girardinichthys multiradiatus, 1020 nucleotides long. It is a transcript of the gene hmgn1a, whose product is annotated as Non-histone chromosomal protein HMG-14A-like. Gene Ontology annotation, molecular function: nucleosomal DNA binding. NCBI's taxonomy places the organism in Eukaryota, Metazoa, Chordata, Actinopteri, Cyprinodontiformes, Goodeidae. The record is from RefSeq and is a predicted model, not a curated record. Gene Ontology annotation, cellular component: nucleus; chromatin. The transcript is spliced from 6 exons. Bases 185 to 484 code for a protein of 99 amino acids.